AUGGCCAUCCGUCGGUUCGGGAUGCGGAGGGGACCACCGAUUGUUAUCUUCUCCGAUAACGGUACUAAUCUGAAGGCGGCAAACAAGGAGCUACAAGGACAGAUUCAGCGCAUGGAUGUUGAGUGCGCAAACGUCUUCACCAACGCAAAAACUCGGUGGAGCUUCAACCCCCCCUCUGCGCCACACAUGGGAGGCGUACGGGAGCGCAUGGUUCGCUCAGUAAAGGAGAUUAUGUCGACACUCAGCAACGGACAGCGACUGAACGAUGAGAUAUUGCUCACGGUGAUCUCGGAAGCGGAGGAGAUAGUCAAUGCCAGGCCACUUGUCUACGUGCCGCAAGACUCGGAUACAGGAGAAGCUAUAACACCUAAUCAUUUUCUACGUGGUACUUCGUCAGGACUUAAGGAUUCAUCCAUCGCACCGACAAAUGAAGCGGAAGCAUUGCGCAACACAUAUCAACGUUCGCAGAUCAUCGCCGAUAAACUAUGGAAGCGUUGGCUCAUCGAGUAUUUACCAUCGUUGAAUGCUCGUUCAAAGUGGUUGGAAGAGUCCAGGCCAUUAGCACCUGGGGACUUGGACACGGACGCAACGGUUGGAUUCGUGGUAAAGUCGAGGAAGUCAUCCAAGGCAGAGAUGGGCGCAUAA
This is a messenger RNA of Ochlerotatus camptorhynchus, 645 nucleotides long. RefSeq lists its product as uncharacterized. The record is from RefSeq and is a predicted model, not a curated record. Bases 1 to 645 code for a protein of 214 amino acids. Gene Ontology annotation, molecular function: nucleic acid binding. The transcript has a single exon. Lineage: Eukaryota; Metazoa; Arthropoda; Insecta; Diptera; Culicidae. Gene Ontology annotation, biological process: DNA integration.